Molecule: messenger RNA, 852 nt
Organism: Schistocerca americana (American grasshopper)
Lineage: Eukaryota; Metazoa; Arthropoda; Insecta; Orthoptera; Acrididae
Product: solute carrier family 22 member 7-like
Exons: 5
Coding region: 1-852 (283 amino acids)
Biological process (GO): transmembrane transport
Cellular component (GO): membrane
Molecular function (GO): transmembrane transporter activity
Source: RefSeq, a predicted model, not a curated record
AUGCGAGGCUCGGCGGGUAUAGCUCAGACACAUAAGAGGGAAGAAGAUUCUUUCAGCAAGUGCCAGAUGUACAACCAGAGUGAUGACUUUCACUCGAGCAGUAAAAACCCCGUCCAGUGUCAGCACGGCUGGGACUAUGACGAUACGUGGUUCUCGCUGACGGUCCCUUCGCAGAUGAGCUGGGUUUGUGACAACAGGCACGUAACAAAUGACGUCUUGUUCUACGCACAGAAUAUCGGAGUGGCUCUGGGACUGCUCUUUGGGUAUAUAGGCGACAGGUACGGCCGACGGCCGCAGCAGUUUCUGUGUGUGGCAGCCCACGUUAUCAGCAGGCUGUUGCUGGUCCUCACUCCAGACGUACUUCCGCUGUUCAUCCUGGCGCAGUCCCUUAUAUCAGGGGCCGCAGGUCCUAUGAUUGAAUCAGCUUUGUCUGUUGGUUUGGAGCUGACGGACAUCAGACAUCGGACGACGCUGAACUAUUUCUCGAGCAGUAGCCUCGGGCUUGGCAUCAUGGCUUCCGCCUUUUUAGCCUGGCCCCUGCGCAACUGGAAUUACUUUGUGUCUUGUUCUGCAGCAUUCUGCUUAGCGCUGUUUUUAUUUUUCAGGUGGUUCCCGGAGUCUCCGCGGUGGCUGGCGUGCAGAGGUCGUGAGGAGGACGCCCUGAGGCUGUUGAAGCGCAUCGCCACUACCAACGGUGGACAACUGCCACCUUACGCUCGGCAGGUGAUGCGGAACGUGGGUAAGGCCCAGAGGGACAGGAAGGGCUUCCUCAGCCUCUUCUCUAGCUGGAACGUCUUCAAGAAUAGUGUGCUCCUGAUUAUGGCAAGGUAUGGUGAUACAGAGGAGAGCUAA